Entrophospora sp. SA101 is the source of this 243-nucleotide messenger RNA. The record is from the annotation of a GenBank genome assembly. Lineage: Eukaryota; Fungi; Glomeromycota; Glomeromycetes; Entrophosporales; Entrophosporaceae.
AUGAAAAAAUUUGAUAUGGUGGUACAUCAAAAAUUGAAAGAUGCUGAUAUUCGAGAGACUAGCGAAACAGAAGAAUUUAGUGAAAGUGAUAGUAACUAUAUAGUUGUUGAACACCAUGUUGUCGAGGAAUUACAAACAAUUGAUGAUGAAGAGGGCGGUGGCGGUGGCGAAAAUCAAGAUGAUAUAUCUGAAGGUGGACAAAGAUACAUUACUCAUUGGACUACUAAACGGACCAAAGAGUAA